UAUACAUUUUGUGUUGAAUCAAAGUCAGAUAUAUAAUAUCUGAACAUGGCAAAGGGAAAUGUUACUGCGAAUUCUCCUCUUGAGAGGGCCAGCUUGGCUUCUCUGGAUCAGAAGCUAGCCCUGGCAAAGCGUUGUUCUCGUGAGGGAGUGAUGGCUGGAGCUAAGGCAGCUGUUGUUGCCGGCAUUGCCACUGCCAUUCCAACACUGGCUAGUGUAAGGAUGGUGCCAUGGGCAAAAGCAAAUCUGAAUCACACUGCUCAAGCUUUGAUAAUCUCAACAGUGGCCGGAGCAGCAUACUUCAUAGUGGCUGACAAGACUGUUUUGGCAACUGCUAGAAACAACUCCUUCAACCAACAACCCUCCGAUAAUCCAUGAACUCUGUUAUCUAUCAAAUUAAAAAUAUAUAUGCAUGUAUGUAGAUAAAGAAUAGUUCAAUUU
Molecule: messenger RNA, 438 nt
Organism: Arachis stenosperma
Lineage: Eukaryota; Viridiplantae; Streptophyta; Magnoliopsida; Fabales; Fabaceae
Product: early nodulin-93-like
Exons: 3
Coding region: 46-375 (109 amino acids)
Source: RefSeq, a predicted model, not a curated record